Molecule: messenger RNA, 225 nt
Organism: Eimeria acervulina
Lineage: Eukaryota; Apicomplexa; Conoidasida; Eucoccidiorida; Eimeriidae
Exons: 3
Coding region: 1-225 (74 amino acids)
Source: RefSeq, a predicted model, not a curated record
AUGAUGCUCCUGGGGAUUCUGGUGGUGGGUGCCCUUUGGGGUGUCACUACACCUCUAAUGCGAAUCGAAGGUCAAGAAGAGAAUCAGCAGCAGAAGCAAAACCCUAACAAGAGAUUGCCGCUGCUGCUGCAGCUCUUCCUUCGUUGGAGAUUCUUAGUUUUAUAUCUUCUCAAUCAGCUCGGGUCUGUCGUCUUCUACAGCCUUCUAGGCAGCUACGGUGAGUAA